Molecule: messenger RNA, 3676 nt
Organism: Colletotrichum destructivum
Lineage: Eukaryota; Fungi; Ascomycota; Sordariomycetes; Glomerellales; Glomerellaceae
Exons: 3
Coding region: 644-3043 (799 amino acids)
Source: RefSeq, a predicted model, not a curated record
GUUUCGUCCGAAGUGACCAAACCUCCUUUGACCACCACCCUCUCUCCACGCCCUGACAGUCCGCUGCCAAAACCCACCACACAUCACGAAUACUUCUUUCACCGCAUCCGUAUUGUAUCUCUCGACUGCCAAAGAAAUCAUCACACCUUCUUCGCCUUGUCAGCCUUCCGAUUACCAUCCUAGUCGUGACGAGGCACCACGCUCAUCUGUACCUUUCGCAGCGCAGCCCGAUUGGGGCCCGUUCUCCAUCUGCCACCGCCCACCAACUUUGGUUGCACCUGCGACAGCGACCGCUGCCGACCGCCCGACGACCGACCGACCGACCGACUUGACCUCCCUCGACACCGCACUACACAACACUACACAACACUGCAUCACGUCUCUCCUCCUUCUGCGUGACGCCCGCCUACGCCUACGCCUACCACUGCAAAACCUCAGCCUCAUCUUGCCGACCACGGCGAACAGCAAAUAAAAAUCAUCCCUUCAUCUCCAAUCCCUCCUAGUGGUGUAGCACCUCCAACCUGCUUCCACCUCGCUGUGGACUGAACCGCCACUCCCUGUCCAUGCAAUUAUCACCGCCCUCGACCUAACAUCAAUAGCCUUCCCAGACCUACUCGGAUGCGCAUCGCAUCAACUCACUGCUAUGUCACUUCAAUACACGGCAGAGUUCCUCGUUCAUCUGCGAGAAUCACCACUAUGUAUCAAACCGCCCGCGUUGCCACCUGCUGAAGAAUGGAUGGGACCUCUCCCCGACAAUUCUCGAACCCAAGGCAGCAGCAACAACAAUAACAGCCAGACCAAGACUCCUGCCGACAGAAGAAGCAACGACAACCCUCUGCUUGAUCAAACGAAUCGUCGCCCCGCCCUUGAUCGUCACGUCUCACGAAACAGCGCAAACCCCGAAGACAUCAUUCUCGGACCGCCCCGAACUGCUUUUGCUUCUGCUACUUUGCGCAACGGCAAACCUUUCGACAGCGAAAAGGGCAUCAAGGACGCUGACUCGCCCAGUCGCUUCAACUUUCGCAACCGCAACGGAGACACCCCAGAGGGUGACCGCUUCCGCGACUCGAGAAACGCCAACUUCCGUCGUCGUGGUGACGGCGAUCAGGAUCAGGAGGGAUGGAGCACCGUCAAGCCACGCAAGAGCUUCGGACACGAGGGCGCCGAGCGCUUUCAAGGUCGUAUGGGCGCUGGUGGUGGCGAUAGGCUCCCCAACGAACGUCGUCCGCGUGAUCGCGACGAUCGGGAGGGUCACAGAGACCGAACCCUCCGCACCUUUGAGCACCACGACAAGGACAAGGACCAUGACCACGAGGAAGCUGAAUCACGACCCCGAAACGGUCUUAGCAGGGGCAAAUCGGAGCCCUGGUUCAAGAAUGACAGCAACAGUAACAACAACAUCAGCAACAAUAGCAACGUUGCCAGCACUCCCGAGAAGCCUCCCAUGACAGCUCGCGAGCGCAUCGAUCGUGCCAAGAGCUGGAGAGAUCGAAAUCGGGAUGCCGAACCCGUUGAAGAGAAGACUACCAGCCGGAACUACGAGCGUCGUUGGGAUCGAGGUGAUCACAGGCAAGAACGAGAGCCCGAGUGGUUUGACGAACCUGCCGGAGAGAAGUCAGGAGGCCACACGGAAGAAGAUUUCAAGAAGUUCAUGGAGAGCAUGAAGGCCAGCCGUAACGCCUCGGCUGGGGACAAAGCGCCAGUCGCGGUCGCCGAGGCUGCGAUCAAGGCCGAGCAGCCGGCUGUCGCUUCAGCGCCUGCUGUCGAGGUUGGUCCCGACCAGUUCUUCCUCAAGUUUGCAUCCACGGCCGGCUUGGAUGCCGGUUCCCCCAUUGAACCCAACAAGGAGACUCCCGCCAAACCUAAGACUGGCGGUGGCAAGUCGUCGCGCUUCACGUCCUUCUUCAACGCUCCUCAAGACGACCCCAGCCGUCGCAUGCAGACAGAGCCCUCGACACCUCUUGCUGGACUGUCUAUUGGUGCUCCUGAUGGGUCUGCGCCGGCUCCCGAUUCCGAGAAGCAAGCUUUUCAGGCUUUGCUCAUGAAACUGCAGCGUUCCAACGUCCAGUCUUCUACGCCCCCCGCAUCGCACCCUUUCCAGGAACCCCCCCCACUUGCGCGUGAACCGGCUUCUUCAAGUUCAGUAGCGUCGCCCGAGCCAUUCCAGCAAUAUGGCGGCGAGCGCCGGGAGGAACACCGUCCUCGCAUGCCCCAAGCCUCGAUGUCUAUGUCGGACAUUCUUGCUCCGCGCCCCACGAUGCCAGGCCAGCAGCCUGCUGUCCGCCAAGACCAAUUGCUUCAGGAGCUGGUUGGCCAGCGUCACCAGGCCUCUAGCCAGGGCUCAGGUAGAAUGGAGCCGAACCAGGGUCGCAACAUGAGCAACACUGAGUUCUUGAUGAACUUGAUGAGAAACCAACCCGAGCCUCCGCGCACCGAACAGCUUCUCAUGCGCAUGCCGCAGCCUCAGCGUGCUGCUCAGAUCCCGCAUGCUCCAGAACGUGAUCCCGACUUCCCGCAGGGGAUUCCCCAGGGGAUCCCACAGGGCAUGCCGCAGGGCGGCCGUGGCUCUCAACGCCAGAUGAGAGGCCAAGGCCCGCCGGGCUUCAUGGACGAAGCAUUCCACCACCCGGAACCCGAGGCUCGUAUGCAGCCUACACAGAUUCUGCAGCGCCCUCCUCCGCCACCUGGUUUGGAUCAGAUGAAUCCCAACUGGAUCCAGGGCGGCGGUCCCCUUCCCCCUCAACAGAGAUCUAUUAUUCCUCCUCCUGGUCUUGCGGGCGGUCCUGGACGCAAUCACCCCAUGGGUGCAAUGUUUCCGCCCAACUUCCCUCCUGGCGCAUUCCCGCCCCCGGAGGUCAUGGCGGGCCCGCCCCCGCGCAACAUGCCACCUCCUCCGGGCUUCUUCGGCGGCCCUCCUCCUGGAUUCAUUCCUCCGCCUGGAAUGCCUGGAUUUCCUGGUCCUGCCGGACCCGAAGGUCACGGUUUUCACUUUGACGGACGCAUGCCUCCCCCGGGCGCCGCUCAGGCGUUCCGGAGACAGUAGCCAUCACCAUACAACCUACGGAUCCCAUUUCGACCUCGUCUUCGGGGUCACACUGCCGCAGCACAUCAACCGCUGUAUCAAACUUAUUCGAGUCUACAUAAAAAUGUUCAGAUGUAUGUUCAUGAGAAGGACAUGAUUUGAACACAACACCAUGGAAUUGUCGGAAUCGUGACGUACUGCUUGUCGGGUUUACUCAAUCAACAACAACCUUAUCUCUAAUCCUCGGUAAUGACGUCUUUCUAGUUGGACUGGAGAGGGCGAUGCUUUCUGGUUCCAUCAGUUUGACACUCGCGGCCGACCGCCUCGCCAGCGAGGUAACGCACUGUUGCGAGUGCAUAUACAUCGCUCAAGAGUAGAAGCUGACAAGACCGUUGCCUGGGACCAGACUACGAGAGCCUCGUCUGCCUCACAUACCAUUGAAGAUUCAGGGCGGAUGGUACUUGAAUCGAAACAUGAAAACGACCGAGGAAUUUCGGAGGGGGACUGUGAGAGGAUGCCUUGAUACUGUUCUACCAAGGUAGAUAUGAAUGAGAUGAAAUGGAUGUCUUGCCCUUCGCGUCUGUGACAUAGUUUCCCGUAUCUAAUGUUGUCCCUAACGUAUGUGUGUGUGUGGGACUGAAAUCCAUCACACUU